Scheffersomyces amazonensis is the source of this 546-nucleotide messenger RNA. RefSeq names its product histone (gene HHF22). The coding region runs from base 235 to 546 and encodes 103 amino acids. The transcript has a single exon. The record is from RefSeq and is a predicted model, not a curated record. Gene Ontology annotation, biological process: nucleosome assembly. Gene Ontology annotation, cellular component: nucleosome. Gene Ontology annotation, molecular function: protein heterodimerization activity; structural constituent of chromatin; DNA binding. Lineage: Eukaryota; Fungi; Ascomycota; Pichiomycetes; Serinales; Debaryomycetaceae.
GUGACCCGUCAAUCAUGGAAAUAUUGCAAAUUUAUCAACAGUCCUGCAGAGAACGUCCCCAUUAUUUACAACAUCCCCUAACAACACAACAACUGUCACAACGCUCUAGUGAACAUUAUAAAUAUACGAUGUAGUCCCGUUGUAAUUGACAAAUUUUAAUUUAGAAUCUCUUUAUAUUUUUUUUUGUUUCCUUAUCAAUUAAUCAAUCUAAUUAAUUAAUAACUAUAUAUCAAAAUGUCCGGUAGAGGUAAAGGAGGAAAAGGUUUAGGAAAAGGUGGUGCUAAGAGACACAGAAAGAUCUUGAGAGAUAACAUUCAAGGUAUUACAAAGCCAGCUAUUAGAAGAUUGGCUAGAAGAGGUGGUGUUAAGCGUAUUUCUGCUUUAAUCUAUGAAGAAGUUAGAGUUGUCUUAAAAUCUUUCUUAGAAAAUGUUAUUAGAGAUGCUGUUACUUAUACUGAACACGCCAAGAGAAAGACCGUUACUUCUUUAGAUGUUGUUUACGCCUUAAAGAGACAAGGUAGAACCUUAUAUGGUUUCGGUGGUUAA